CGGCAGACACCGCUUUUAAGCUCCCACGUACGAUCCAGCGAGCGUUAGAGAAUCAAUGCCCUUUGCGACGCAAACUUCUUGAAGCUCGAGAUAGGAACUCGUCGGGGUUCCGAGCUGUUUCCCUCGGUCUCGAGAUGGAGCCUCGCGCUCGUGCUGGUAAGCAUGUUGGCAAGGAGACUUUCAAUCCCAAAGAGAUUGCCGCUCUGCUUUAUGCCUACGGUGAUGUUCGCGACCCUAUCCCGGAGACGGUGCGCGUGCUAGAUGAGAUUGUGACCGAGUUUUUGGAGGGCGUGUGCUUCGAGGCUAGUCGACAUGCUCAGGUGGCUGGUCGACAGAAGCUCAAGUUCGACGAUUUCGAGUUUGCAUUGCGCCGUAACCCGCAGUAUCUCGGGAAAGUCAAGGCCAUGAUCGAGAAGCGGCAGACCAUCAAGGAGAUGCGUAAGACCUUCAAUCAAGAUGAUGAUGCCCUUAUGAAAGACAUGGCUGCAAAAGACAAGGAUGUGAACAACCAAAAGCAAGAGGACGACGAGCUACUUGGUCUGGACGAUGACCUGGACCUAAAGGAGCUUGGGGCCGAGACUUCAUCUCGUGGUUCUGGCGCGAAGAAGAGGAAGGCCGGCGCAAAAUAAAGCCAAAGAAACCAUACUUGUUUCAACUCCCAUCGACUAGAUUCAAAAAUCGACUCAUGUCGACUCUACUAAACGCAUAGCACCGGAGUUUGGAGAUACCAGAUUGCUUUCAGCACGCAGGCCAUAAUGAUAGAUUACAUUUAGCAUCAUCAGCACACUGUCCAGAGAAUACAGCUUGCCUCAUUUAAUGCAGACAUUAAAGAGCCUAGCAUUCCAAGACUUUGUAUCGGUUCAGCGUCAUUUCACUCCUACAAUGGCGUGGUAUGAGCAGA
Molecule: messenger RNA, 901 nt
Organism: Xylaria bambusicola
Lineage: Eukaryota; Fungi; Ascomycota; Sordariomycetes; Xylariales; Xylariaceae
Product: transcription initiation factor IID, 18kD subunit-domain-containing protein
Exons: 3
Coding region: 135-629 (164 amino acids)
Biological process (GO): transcription by RNA polymerase II; RNA polymerase II preinitiation complex assembly
Cellular component (GO): transcription factor TFIID complex
Molecular function (GO): protein heterodimerization activity
Source: RefSeq, a predicted model, not a curated record